UCUAAAUUGACAUAAAAACGAAAAAAAGUUAACCCUAACCCUUCUGCCCCUCUGUCUGUCUCCCUGCCUUCCCAUACCAAACGCAUUUUCCCUACGGGCUGCCGUUUUCCUUUCUUUGAGGUGCACUGUCUGAUAUCAUGAAGGAAGUGAAGAGAAAAAGACGGGUAGACAGAAAACCAGAAUUAGAAGUCCCUGUGGAGUUGAUCCAGCGUAUACAAUCGCUGCUGCCGUUAAAAGAAGCUGCUCAAACCUGCAUCUUAUCCAAGUCAUGGCUACACGCUUGGUCUACCGUUCCAACCCUUAGGUUUCAUCCAUCUGAUAAGUAUCAUGGAAGGCGACAACAAGCAAGAUACAUAAAGUUGAUCCGGCGCACUCUACGAAGGUAUCACCGUGACAACAUACCAAUAGAAAGUUUUUCUCUUUACUUAAGCAUCCAGGACAUGAAGUCAGCUUCUGUUGCUGAAAAAUGGAUCCGCCGAGUGAGCUCUAAAAGUUGUCUGAAAAAGCUUUACCUUGAAAUUUCAGUCAGGAAGGGUUCAUUUAUGCUUCCAGAUGAGAUAUUCUCUGGUGAAAACCUAGAUACAGCAAGUAUUACAGCCGAUUGGUCGUUGAGUAAUAUACUCUCCAUCAGUAGCAAUUGUGUGAUCAACUGUGUGUCUUUACGAGUUCUGAAGUUGAUCGAGGUGCAUGUAAGCGAAGAGGUACUUAAUAACCUAUUAUCUACUUGUAGCUUACUAGAAAAGGUGAAGCUUUCGUUACCCGAAGGUUCAAGGACGAUCAAGGUAAAAAACCUUCGGUAUCUUCGCAAAUUGAAAAUACACUCAAAAGACCCGAAUGAUGUGCUGGAAAUACAUGAUGUCCCAAGUCUUCGCUUGCUUUCUUAUGAUUCAUCAUUGGCCUUCGCUUGGGUUCCGAGGAAAUCUUUAUUAUUGAACGCGGAUGUAUUAGGAGGUGUGAAAGAAUUGUCUUUAGCUGGUGUGAUCAUGGAUGAUUCAUUAUCCGACAUUAUCAAAUCUAAGUUUCCUUUUCUUGAAGGUUUGGCCAUUGAUAUCUUGGAUUGUAGGCUGGAAAUCCUGGACAUCACAUGUAAUUCCUUGAAACGAUUGAAGAUAGAAGCAUGUGAAGACGGAAUGAUGGACGUUCGAGUUUAUGCUCCAAGUUUACUUUUUUUCAGUUACACGGGCUUGGCGAUGCCCACUUUCUUGUUUCCAGCUGUUGCUCCUGAGCAAAUUGAGUUAAACCUGACGUUGCAGAAUCCGGUGGAUAAUUCUUUUUUUCUUAAGAUGAGGGAAACACUUGAUCUAUCGAGGAAUUCGAUCAUAAAAUUAGUAAGAGAUGGUUCUGUUUUUCAAGUACCAUUUAACAUUGACAUUGAUGGUCUGAAACAAAGUGUUCCGUUUCCGGCUACAAAUGUUCAAGAACUAAGGUUUAGUUCUUAUCCAGGACGUAUACCAACAUGGGAUGACUCACUAUUUUGUAAAGCAAUGUUUUUGAUUUGCCAUCCCAUUUAUGUAAAGGCAAAUCAAAUCAAGGUCAACAAUUACUUCUGGAAAAGAUUUGUGAACGGGAUGAUUAAAAAGAAAGCUAGGAGGAAGAAUUGGCCACACCUUAAAGAUGUUGAAAUAAAAAGUAAUCUUAACAGAGAAUGGGAAACUUUAACAAGUUCUUGCAUAGAGGCUCAUAUCGACUGGUGUAACAUUGAGCUCAAACUAACUUGGUGCUCUCCAUAGAACCUGAUCAUCUUCAGUUAGGUUGGUUAACUGUUCAGCUGUGCAACACUUUUUUGUACUAUUUGUUAACUACUCGCAUGUCAGCAUUUUUAAUUCCAUGUUUUAAGUGAACCUUCACGGAUUUAUGUUAAGAGUCUGAUGUUAAAAAGUUAAGUAACAAUAUGAAAUUUUCUUCA
Erigeron canadensis is the source of this 1906-nucleotide messenger RNA. RefSeq names its product putative F-box protein At3g58860. Gene Ontology annotation, molecular function: protein binding. The coding region runs from base 138 to 1730 and encodes 530 amino acids. The record is from RefSeq and is a predicted model, not a curated record. The transcript is spliced from 2 exons. Lineage: Eukaryota; Viridiplantae; Streptophyta; Magnoliopsida; Asterales; Asteraceae.